Phyllotreta striolata is the source of this 471-nucleotide messenger RNA. The record is from the annotation of a GenBank genome assembly. Lineage: Eukaryota; Metazoa; Arthropoda; Insecta; Coleoptera; Chrysomelidae.
AUGUUUUCAAACGCGGCAUUUAUAACCUUUGCAGUGUGCUUUAUUGCAUUAGGUUGCAGUGGGGAAAGCAGUACUCCGCAACGUUGGCAACAAAGCGUCAAAGCCGGAAAUAAAACAUAUUUUCUCUUCAAUCAACCGUUAACGUUAAUUGAAGCAGAUAUACAAUGCAGACAAGAAAAAAUGAAAUUGCUUUCGAUCGAAAAUGAAGCAGAAUAUAGAGAUCUUGUUGCAAAAAUAAACGAGUUCGAUACAGGAAACCCUUUAUACGUCUGGUCAUCAGGAACCUUGAAUUCGGAUGGAACAUGGUUGUGGUUAUCAACGAGAGAACCAAUAACCUUCUUCGAUUGGGUUGGUGAUUUCGAACCAGAACCUGGGAUGGAUUGCAUUAAUUUGAACUUUAACUUUUACCCGAAAGGUACUUACACCACUACUGCAUGCAGUACUCCAUCAAACUUUAUUUGUGAAUUGUAA